AUGUUCAGUGUACUGUUGGCCCAAGUCUGGUACUGUAGCGGAAGGAACAAACCCAACUUUUCUCUCCCAAUAACCUUCAAAUGUAACCUCUCCACCCCUUCUCUUAAACCCCUAAUUGCAGAACCAGACCCAGUUUUCAAUUCCGUUAAGUACUUCACACUAGCCGCGGUCGCUAACCUCGACUCUGGCUUUGACUUCCUCAGUUGCGCCGUUGACGGCAUCGACGACUACGUCACUUUGCAAGUCGAUCUCGACGUCCAUCCUGGAGAAAUCUCCAUCUCCGAGAAACUUAGCAAAAACCCUCUAUGGAAUUGUGCCAGAAUCGUUGCCAUUUCCAUCAUGAAGAUACUUAACAUCCGAUUGGUGGGCCUCUUUCUUUCCCUCGAGAAAGGUUUGUCGUUGGGAAGCGGCCUCGAAUUGAGUGCCGCCAGUGCCGCCAUGGCAGCAGUCGCGGUGAAUGAGCUUUUUGGUGUCCCAUUGUCUAUGUUGGAUUUAGUCCUUACCAAACUCGAAUCGAAGUCCAAGGUCUCCGGUUACUAUGCUGAACCUCUGUAUCAAAGUAUGGAAUGUCUUGGUUCAAAGUAG
Molecule: messenger RNA, 585 nt
Organism: Cornus florida
Lineage: Eukaryota; Viridiplantae; Streptophyta; Magnoliopsida; Cornales; Cornaceae
Product: homoserine kinase-like
Exons: 1
Coding region: 1-585 (194 amino acids)
Source: RefSeq, a predicted model, not a curated record